UUGUUUUAUUAGGAUUAAAAGUGCCAUUUUUUGCGACGAGCAAAUUUUGCAUUUGCGAGGCGGAGCGAAGCGAAGCCGAGCGGAUGCAAAAUUGCGAGUCAAAAACUGACUUUUAAUCCGAAUGAAACAUACUACUUUUUCGCCAGCCAAAAAGUAAAUCUCAAAAAUACAAAAUAUUGAUAACAAUAAUAUCGAGCAGAAAUGAAUCAAUCUGCAAAGUAGUCUGGUAUCCACGUCGUCAAGGCUUUUUUUGUUUGCUUACAUACCAUUGUUUUGUGAAAACGUUUGCAGUGUUAAUAAUGAAUCCUGAAGAAGAGUUACCUCCCGAUGUGCUAGAAGAAGCACAAAACGUGGUACUGAACUUGUUACCAACAAAAUCGCGCGAAGUGUAUGAGUGCGCGUAUACCCGCUUCAUCAAAUGGUGCGAAGGGAAAAAGAUUCAAACUUAUUCUGAGAACGUCCUAUUGGUAUAUUUUUCCGAAUUGGCUACAAAAAUGAAGUCAUCCACACUGUGGUCGCAGUAUUCCAUGGUGAAAGCAACUUUAAAUAUAAAAAAUGGCAUAGAAAUCGGAAAGUAUUCAAAAUUAAAAGCGUUUAUAAAGAAACAAGGAGAAGGAUACGUUCCAAAGAAAUCAAGGGUUUUAACUAAUGAACAAAUAGAAGUUUUCUUAGACACGGCUCCGGAUUUCAAAUUCCUGAUGAUGAAAAUUGUUGUAAUCUUUGGCGUUAGCGGAGCUUGUCGGUGUCACGAACUAUUACAAAUAAAAACUGAAGAUAUUGAAAAUAUUAAAGCAGGUUUAUUGGUAAAAAUUCCUGAUACCAAAACGAAAAAACCCAGAUCAUUUACGGUUAUGGGGGAAAAGUAUUUGAAAUUUUACGAAAAGUAUGUAGCGCUUCGUCCAAAAAUGUUUAAUGAAGGUCGGUUUUUUAUUAAAUAUGUCGACGGAAUGUGCCAUCGACAAGUAGUUGGCAUUCAUAAAAUUAGUGGUGUAGCCCAAGAAGUAGCCAAAUAUUUAAAGCUAGAAAACUUUAAAGAAUACAGCGGACAUUGCCUACGUCGGACUUCUGCCACGCUUUUUGUGGAUUCUGGCGGUGAUAUUACGUCCCUCAAGAGGCACGGUGGGUGGAAAUCUGACAGUGUAGCCGAAGGUUACAUAGAAGAGUCUCUUAAACACAAAAAAGAUGUAGCAAAAAAAAUUUUUCGUUUGGAAGAACCAGGUACAAGUAGUGAAACCACAAGUAAAAUACAUGAAGACGCAACGAAUAGGAAUGUGAGCGAAGUAAACCUAGAAGAAUCAGGUACAAGUAGUGGAACUACGAAUAGAAUGAUCACACGUGAAGACGGAAUAAGUAGGAAUGUGGGAGCAGUAAACCUGAAUUUUGACACUGUGACCAACCAGACAGCAGGAGCGGUAGAAGUGUUAGCGCAAAAUAUUAUUACUGACCGCAUGAAAAAUGAUAAUAGUGACGGAAAAUCUUUAAUCCAAAUCAAUCGCAGUUGUUCUUAUUGUACAUUCAAUAUUAAUUUUAAAAUUUAAAUAAUUAAUAACAAUGUAAGUUAAUAAUAAAAUUGGAAAAUAUUAA
Zophobas morio is the source of this 1584-nucleotide messenger RNA. RefSeq lists its product as uncharacterized. The transcript has 2 exons. The coding region runs from base 300 to 1538 and encodes 412 amino acids. NCBI's taxonomy places the organism in Eukaryota, Metazoa, Arthropoda, Insecta, Coleoptera, Tenebrionidae. Gene Ontology annotation, biological process: DNA recombination; DNA integration. Gene Ontology annotation, molecular function: DNA binding. The record is from RefSeq and is a predicted model, not a curated record.